Molecule: messenger RNA, 1395 nt
Organism: Miscanthus lutarioriparius
Lineage: Eukaryota; Viridiplantae; Streptophyta; Magnoliopsida; Poales; Poaceae
Source: the annotation of a GenBank genome assembly
AUGCCGGAGGCGGGGCACUACGGGUACAAGAAGACCGACGGCAUCUGCGACGGCGUGUGCGGCGAGGUGAGCUCCACUCGUCUCCACCUCCAUCCUCCUGCCCCGUUCACCCGCCUCCCCUUCCCUUCCCCGGUCAGAUCCGCGCCGCGCGGCGCAGGGGUAGGUUCUUUGGCCCGCCUAGACGGUUCUACGCCGCGGAUUCUGGGGGCGCCGCUGGGCGUGGAGGCCGUUGCUGUUCCAUGCUUGUGCGGUGUCGUUGAUCUGCCCUGCAGCAGGCCUGGUAUGGGCGACGAGCCUGUGUCAAAGGCAGCUCUGACCAUGUCAAGGCUAAAGUGCGCACUCCGGGGAUUUGAUUUAAGGGCACUUAUGGUCCUCUUGAUCGGUGUGCCAAUUCUAAUUCUGAUGAUAUAUGUGCAUGGUCAGAAGGUCACAUACUUCCUCCGGCCAAUCUGGGAAUCUCCUCCCAAGCCCUUCAAGACUAUCCCUCACUACUACCAUGAGAAUGUCACCAUGGAGAACCUCUGCAAGUUACAUGGGUGGAAAGUCCGUGAUAUCCCACGCCGUGUCUUUGAUGCUGUACUCUUCAGCAAUGAGCUUGAUAUCCUGGAGAUCCGUUGGAAUGAGCUUAGUCCCUAUGUAUCAGAGUUUGUGCUUCUUGAGUCCAACUCAACCUUUACUGGCAUAAAAAAGCCCCUCCACUUCAAGGAAAACAAGCAUCGGUUUGGGUUUGCUAAAUCACGGCUGACAUAUGGUAAUAUUGGGGGAAGGUUCGUGAAGGCGGAGAACCCAUUUGUUGAGGAGUCAUAUCAGAGGGUUGCCCUAGACCGUCUUCUUAAGCUUGCAAGAAUAGAAGAUGAUGACCUGCUGAUCAUGUCGGAUGUUGAUGAAAUCCCAAGCGGGCACACAAUUGAUCUCUUAAGGUGGUGUGACGACAUUCCAGACAUACUUCAUCUUCAGCUCAGGAAUUAUCUUUACUCGUUUGAGUUUUUUCUUGAUGACAAGAGCUGGAGGGCAUCAAUACACAAGUACAAACCUGGAAAGACAAGGUAUGCACACUUCCGGCAGACGGAUGAGCUUCUUGCUGAUUCAGGGUGGCACUGCAGCUUUUGCUUCCGCUACAUAAGCGAUUUUGCCUUCAAGAUGCAAGCGUACAGCCAUGUUGACCGGAUCAGGUUCAAGUACUUCCUGAACCCUGAAAGGAUUCAAGAUGUCAUCUGCAGAGGGGCAGAUCUUUUUGAUAUGCUUCCAGAAGAGUACACAUUCCAAGAAAUCAUUGCCAAGCUGGGGCCGAUCCCAAGCACAUAUUCUGGUGUUCAUCUCCCUAGUUACCUACUAAAGAAUGUCGAGCGGUUUAGAUACCUUCUACCCGGCAACUGCAGGAGAGAAAGUGGCUAG